GCGCUCGGCGUCUUGGCCGGCCCGGGUUGUCCCUGCCCCGCCGCGGCCCCAGAGCCCGGGCGCCUGAAGCUGGGGGCGCGGCCACGCUCGCCUCUCCCGGCCGGUGGCGGGCAGGCCCUGCCCUGAAGAGGAGAAGCGACGAGGAGCGCGGGAGGUGGAGCUGAUCCCGAGGGCCGCUGGGGUCUGUCCCCCGAGCGCCAGCUCGCCGGACCCACCUGGAGGCGGUCCCGGGCCCCCUGCCCAUGCGGAGCGCCCCCAACUCGGUCUGUGAGCAGCUGCACACAGCCAAGCUUCGAGCAGAGGAAGAAGGGACAGUGGUCAUCCGGGGCCACCCGGGCCCUCCUUGCGGCAUUUGGAAACCGGUGUUCGCCUCGAAGUCUGCGCGUGGCACCGGUGCUCUGACUGUGGCAGCACCCGGCAGGACCCAGAUCUGGAGCCCCAGCCACCUCCUGGGCGCAGCUGCCGCCGCGCCACCCAGCCUUUGCGCGGUCUCCCUCUGCUUGGUGGCGGUCACGGCCAAGGAAUUAUUAUGAGGGAGGCCGACGACUUCACGCUCCCGACAGAGACGCGGCACUGGGAUUAGGGUUUGCCACUUCUGAGAGGAUGCUGGGAAUCUGCAGAGGGAGACGGAAAUUCCUGGCUGCCUCUCUGACUCUGCUCUGCAUCCCGGCUGUCACCUGGAUUUACUUGUUUGCUGGGAGCUUGGAAGAAAACCUCCUAGGAUUACAUUGGGACGACCCAGAUGUUCCCAGGCCAGACGCCCCAGAUGGCAAGCCGGUGUCUCUAUCCCCGCUGGAGUCCCAGGCGCACAGCCCCAGGUACACAGCCUCCAGCCAGCGGGAACGUGAAAACCUGGAGGUGCGCAUGCGUGAGGUGGAGGAGGAGAACCGAGCCCUUCGCCGACAGCUCAGCCUGGCCCAGGGCCGGGCCCCAGCCCAUCGCCGUGGCAACCACUCCAAGACCUACUCUAUGGAGGAGGGGACUGGGGACAGCGAGAACCUCCGGGCUGGCAUCGUGGCGGGCAACAGCUCCGAGUGUGGGCAGCAGCCGGUCGUGGAGAAAUGUGAGACAAUCCACGUUGCCAUUGUCUGUGCCGGAUACAACGCCAGCCGCGAUGUCGUCACCUUGGUCAAGUCCGUCCUGUUUCACCGGCGGAACCCUCUCCACUUCCACCUCAUUGCAGACUCCAUCGCAGAGCAGAUCCUGGCCACACUCUUCCAGACCUGGAUGGUGCCUGCCGUGCGAGUGGACUUCUACAAUGCUGAUGAACUAAAGUCUGAAGUUUCCUGGAUCCCCAACAAGCAUUACUCUGGGAUCUACGGCCUCAUGAAGCUCGUCCUGACCAAGACCCUUCCUGCCAACCUGGAGAGGGUCAUUGUCCUGGACACAGACAUCACCUUUGCCACCGACAUCGCCGAGCUGUGGGCUGUGUUCCACAAGUUCAAAGGUCAGCAGGCCCUGGGCUUGGUGGAGAACCAGAGUGAUUGGUACCUUGGAAACCUGUGGAAAAAUCACCGCCCGUGGCCAGCCCUGGGGAGGGGCUACAACACAGGUGUGAUCCUCCUGCUGCUGGAUAAGCUGAGGAAGAUGAAGUGGGAGCAGAUGUGGAGGCUGACGGCGGAGAGGGAGCUCAUGGGCAUGCUGUCCACAUCCUUAGCUGACCAGGAUAUUUUCAAUGCCGUCAUCAAGCAGAACCCCUUCCUGGUGUAUCAGCUCCCCUGCUUCUGGAACGUGCAGCUAUCAGACCACACCCGCUCCGAGCAGUGCUACAGAGACGUGUCCGAUCUGAAGGUUAUCCACUGGAACUCCCCUAAAAAGCUUCGGGUGAAGAACAAGCAUGUGGAAUUCUUCCGCAACCUUUACCUGACCUUCCUGGAGUAUGAUGGCAACCUCCUAAGGCGGGAGCUGUUUGGCUGCCCCAGCGAAGCUGACGUCAACAGUGAGAAUCUGCAGAAGCAGCUUUCAGAGCUGGAUGAGGACGACCUGUGCUAUGAGUUCCGGCGAGAGCGCUUCACUGUCCACCGCACGCACCUCUACUUCCUGCACUAUGAAUAUGAGCCAGCUGCCGACAACACGGACGUCACCUUGGUCGCCCAGCUCUCCAUGGACAGACUCCAGAUGCUGGAAGCCAUCUGUAAACACUGGGAGGGGCCCAUCAGCCUUGCCUUGUACCUGUCGGACGCCGAGGCCCAGCAGUUCCUGCGCUACGCCCAGGGCUCCGAGGUGCUCAUGAGCCGCCACAACGUGGGCUACCACAUCGUCUACAAGGAGGGCCAGUUCUACCCCGUGAACCUCCUGCGUAAUGUUGCCAUGAAGCACAUCAGCACCCCCUACACGUUUCUGUCUGACAUCGACUUCCUGCCCAUGUACGGGCUCUACGAGUACCUCAGGAAGUCUGUCCUCCAGCUUGACCUUGCCAACACUAAGAAAGCAAUGAUCGUUCCUGCGUUCGAGACGCUGCGCUACCGGCUGUCCUUCCCCAAGUCGAAAGCAGAGCUGCUGUCGAUGUUGGACAUGGGGACCCUCUUCACGUUCAGGUACCAUGUCUGGACAAAAGGCCACGCGCCUACAAACUUCGCCAAGUGGCGGACCGCCACUACGCCUUACCAGGUUGAGUGGGAAGCUGACUUUGAGCCGUAUGUUGUCGUGCGACGUGACUGCCCUGAGUAUGACCGGAGGUUUGUGGGCUUUGGCUGGAACAAAGUGGCUCAUAUCAUGGAACUGGAUGCACAGGAAUACGAAUUCAUUGUGCUGCCCAACGCCUACAUGAUCCACAUGCCUCACGCGCCCAGCUUCGACAUUACCAAGUUCCGUUCCAACAAGCAAUAUCGCAUCUGUCUCAAAACCCUGAAGGAGGAGUUCCAGCAGGACAUGUCCCGCCGCUAUGGCUUUGCCGCCCUGAAAUAUCUCACGGCCGAGAACAACAGCUAGCACCAGGAUGUGCUCACGGGAGAGACACGCACUGCAGGGAAAAAGCUGCUUGCUGACUGGGGCCCAGAUGCAAAACUGAGCGGUGCUUUUUUGGAGGGGUUGUUUUGCUUUGUCUCUAAGUCCCAACAAAACCGCCCUUACAUCUGAGGUCUUGGACAAGGAUCCAGUCCGUCUGUUUGUGCCUCAGGACCCAGCAGUUCUAGAGUGGAGAAAAAUGAACCACCGACCUAUAUCUCUUCAAGAAUGGGACCUGGGGAUGAGAGGAAGUAGGGAUCAUUGUCUUACCACAAAACCACAAACCGAAGCAGAGCUUUAAGAAUGUUCUCACUAUGUUUUAAUCAUUAGGGGUCCCAACAUAGUUGGGGAGAAAAGGAGUUUGCUGGGGGAGUAGUCGUCCCAGGAAAUAAAAAGCAAAAUGGUCUCUCCAUUCUGUGGAAGCUCUCGUCUGUGCCCUGCAGCGUAGCUCAGUAUGCGGGGGAGGGCAAACCAAUGGUGUGAACCAAUGAGGUGUUGCCUCUGGAGGGAGCUGGAGGCGGGGUGUGUUGGUUUUUUUAUCCUCUAAGUCACUCUUGUUUUGAUUUGUUUUUGUUGGGAGGUUUUCUUUGGUUGGUUUGGAUUCAGGAAAUCCAAAACAGAAAGUCUGAUCCAUGAAGGCUCUAAAGGAAGAUAAUCCACCGUGUCACCCCACGUGCCCCGAGCAGCAGCCCAACAAGGAGAACCAGAGCCUGCAGCCGCUUCCCACCCAGGUGGCUCCCUCCAGGAUCGUCACCAAGGCUACCAUGACUGGGAUCUCCUUGCUCUCCAGAAUCCAGGGACUGCAGACACAGGAGGGCUAACUCUAGUACACCUGUCACGUUUUUCUAUUGGCAGAAAUGGUUUCAUGGGCAAAGGGCUUUGACAGACAAUUCUAGCGCACCCAGAAGCUACAGACCUCUCGGGCCUUUAGAAGAACUUGAGUUCACAGGAGUCCACUUCUGAAAUGGACAUGUCCGUGUGGAGACGUACGGAAAGAACGUGGCUGACUCCCCUGCGUUCUUGUCCGCUUCCCUGUGGAUGGGAGCAGGUGACAACCUCAACCUCCCCCUGGGAGCUGGCCAGGGGGAGACAAGCACCUUCACCGUCCCAGAGUGAGGAGACACUGGACUUUGUGCCCACUUUUCUUGAAUCUUCAAUAUUAAUGUUGUGUUUACAUUGAUGAGAACAGGGGGUUAACGCCCUACCUUCUGCUGGGCUGUUUGUAUUCAGUUGCAAUGUGACCAGCGAAAGCUGCAUCAAAUAAAUGGAAGUACAGACUGUU
Messenger RNA from Ochotona princeps (American pika), 4228 nucleotides. RefSeq names its product LARGE xylosyl- and glucuronyltransferase 1 (gene LARGE1). Bases 604 to 2931 code for a protein of 775 amino acids. NCBI's taxonomy places the organism in Eukaryota, Metazoa, Chordata, Mammalia, Lagomorpha, Ochotonidae. The record is from RefSeq and is a predicted model, not a curated record. The transcript is spliced from 16 exons. Gene Ontology annotation, molecular function: glucuronosyltransferase activity; xylosyltransferase activity. Gene Ontology annotation, biological process: protein O-linked glycosylation via mannose.